Messenger RNA from Stylophora pistillata, 1289 nucleotides. Its product is annotated as proteasome assembly chaperone 1. Gene Ontology annotation, biological process: proteasome core complex assembly. Gene Ontology annotation, molecular function: proteasome binding. Gene Ontology annotation, cellular component: endoplasmic reticulum. Lineage: Eukaryota; Metazoa; Cnidaria; Anthozoa; Scleractinia; Pocilloporidae. The record is from RefSeq and is a predicted model, not a curated record.
AUCAAAAUGGCGGCCGCAUUUGGUGUUUGGGAGGUAAAGUUUCCUUCUUCUCGUGCCGUUUAUGAUGAAGAAGACGACGAAGAAGAGGAGCUUUCUACUUUGGAAAAUGAGUCGGAGAGUGCAGAAUUUCAUUGGAGACCGUGGGAUGUCGAUCAAAAGCCUCUCCCGUCUCACUGCUCCUUGCUCGUUCUCGCGAUCGGAGAAGUUGCGGCAACAUUUGUAGAAGCUCACUAUUUGUCAGCGGGGAGUGAAAUCGUCGCCUACAUUUCAUCAAAAAAGAGUGACGAGAUUGAUUUUAAAAAAUUUUGUUCUCCGUUAAAAUCAGGCGAGACGAGCUGCCUGUAUCGUUUGACAACGCAACACGAUGAUGACUCAGCAGUUCUUUGUCAAUGCCCAACACCUGUGCCACAGGAAAAAGCAUUCCAUUGGACAGAAAAGUUGCUUGAAAAUCUAAAGCCAUCCAAAGUUGUCAUUCUCUCAUCUGCACCAGCCUGUGACUAUCACACAAACACACCUGAAAAUUUGAAGUCUGACUUUGUAAAAGUAUUAAAGACAGAUUCCUGGCUGGAAAAGUUCUCACAGAAAGAUUGCUCUUUCUUGGAGACUCCCAAUAUCAUCAGUGGAGUUGCAGCUUCAGUUUUGCAGUAUUGUCAAAUCCACAAUUUAGCUGCAGCUUUAUUUGUAUGUUUCAUGGAGUCAUCUUGUGUGGAUUCACAAUCUGUUGAAACCUUCAAAUUCCUUCUCAACAGUCCUCCCUUAAACUGCCUUCGCCAGGCAUCUGGUGAACAAGUAACAAAAGUACUGAAGUCACUCAGAUCUGGAAAAUUGAUAGAGAUGAACAUGUACAUGUAGGAGAAUUUUGCUUUGGAAAUGAGAAAUUAAGUUAUUGAGUAAAGAUGUGAACUGAACUUUAUCCUGCCUUGAGCCAAGAAAAUGAAACAGACUAGUUAAUAACAUGCAGCUAUGUUAAACCACCAGUCUAGAUAGGAAUUUGCAUCUUGCCAUGUAGGGGUGAACAAUGCAAGAUCAAAAAGAGAUACAAAUGACUGGAAAAUUGUAAAGUUUGCUACUGGACAAAUUCUUGUACUGGUAUUUUUGCUCGAUAGAAGCAUAUCUGUAAGAGACAGAAAAAUGAGCCUUAUAUAGCAUGCUCAGUGUACUAACAUUGCGGGCGCUUUUUCCACCGAGCACAUGGUUUUAAUGACAGAGCUGAACAAUGAAAUGCUACGUCAGCGGGUAUGCGGUCAACAACGCCUGCUCAAGUGUCCUAGGUCUAAAAUUUAGCGAAA